AUGGCUGCCAGUCAGGGACGAAUGCUCUCCAUAUUUUUUGUUUAUUUGGUUUUGUUCCUGCUCAAUACUCAAUCAAAAUGUAAAGGGGCUGUUUUUAAACGAUUGUUUUUGCGAAAUAUUGAUGGAUUGCUCGACGAUGGUUGUCCUGCUUGGAGUUAUUUACAAUUUAUUCAGCUACGGGUUGGUUACAAGCGGGAGUUGCUGCCAUCCAAAUAUGGAGCGUCGCUUCCCGUUUAUAAAAGUACUAAGCACGGCAUGGUCUGUUUAUCUCUACCAGCUAGUUUGUUUGUUAUGGAUCUAACGAUAUAUGUUGACAUAUCCCGUAAUCCUGGACCUUCUCAAGAGUUUAUUCAUCGGCAAAGUAUGCCUUCUUUCUCAAAUUCACCUCGGUCAUGCCUCGAUGCCCAUACUGCUAAACAGAAGCUAAAUUAUUCUAUAGAAAUGUUGAGUUCAAGUUCCGUUUUUCAACCUUUUAACGACGUUGUUCUGAACCCACCUAACAUAUCUGUGAAUAUCCCAAUCCGUGUUACUAACAGA
This is a messenger RNA of Paramuricea clavata, 537 nucleotides long. NCBI's taxonomy places the organism in Eukaryota, Metazoa, Cnidaria, Anthozoa, Malacalcyonacea, Plexauridae. The record is from the annotation of a GenBank genome assembly.